Xenopus laevis (African clawed frog) is the source of this 3906-nucleotide messenger RNA. Its product is annotated as mucin-5AC-like. NCBI's taxonomy places the organism in Eukaryota, Metazoa, Chordata, Amphibia, Anura, Pipidae. The transcript is spliced from 19 exons. The record is from RefSeq and is a predicted model, not a curated record. The coding region runs from base 10 to 3906 and encodes 1298 amino acids.
ACCUUAUUUAUGCACAGUUUAGUUUUCAACUAUUUUCACAUUCACAUGUGUUUCUGUGCUUUAAAUUUUUUCACAGCAAGUGUAACCAUCUUCCAGCCUUCAUCCUUCUUCAUCAUUGUGCAAACAGCUGUAGGACUUCAGGUGGAGGUUCAGUUAGGCUCAGUAAUGCAAAUGUACAUUUAUCUAGAGCCAAAGUGGAGAGAUCAAGUGCUUGGACUCUGUGGCGACUACAAUAAUGUUCAAAUGGAUGACUUCAAAGUUCUUAGUGGAGUUAUUGAAGGAACUGCUGCCUCUUUUGGUAAUACCUGGAAGACCCAAGCAAGCUGCCCAAAUGUCUUAUCAUACUUUGAUAAUCCUUGCUCUCUCAGUGUUGAAAAUGCAAAUUAUGCUCAGUUUUGGUGCUCAAAAUUGACUGACCCUGCAGGACCUUAUGCACAAUGCCAUUCUAAAGUGGAUCCACUGCUAUACAAAAUGAACUGUAUGUUUGACUCUUGCAACUAUGCCAAUAGUGAAAACUACAUGUGUGCAGCUCUCUCAUCUUAUGUACAUGCUUGCGCUAGAAUGGGCGUUCUAAUAACAGGAUGGAGAGAUACGAACUGUAAUGCAUCAACAAUUUGCCCAAGCUCAUUCAGUUACAGCUACAAUGUGACAACCUGCCAGCCCACCUGCCGUUCCCUCAGUGAACCUGACGUCACUUGUGAUAUUGACUUUGUGCCUGUUGAUGGCUGCGUUUGUACAGCUGGAACAUACCUCAAUGAAUACGGCAACUGUGUUCCCCGUGACCAAUGUCCCUGCUAUUUCAGAGGCAACAUAGUGAAAUCAGGAGAAACAGUUAGCGACCUUGGUGCCUGGUGUACCUGCACCCUGGGGAAACUAGACUGCAUUGGGCACCUUAAUCUUACAAAAGUGUGUAAGCCCAAUAAAGUCUACUUUGACUGCACAAAUCAAACUUCUAGCACCACUGGUGUUGAAUGUGAGAAGAGCUGUCAGACUCUUGAUAUGAACUGUUACAGCGCCCAGUGUGUGUCUGGCUGCAUGUGCCCUGAAGGAUUCGUAGCAAAUGGAACAGAUGAUUGUAUUAAGGAGGAUCAGUGCCCCUGCGUGUACAACAAUGAUGCCUAUGCAGAAGGAUCAACAAUUACAGUUUCAUGCAAAACAUGCACCUGUAGAAACAGAAUAUGGAACUGCACCGGUGACACUUGUUUGGGAACCUGCGCUGUGUAUGGAGACGGCCACUAUUACACAUUUGACAGCAACAGAUAUGGUUUUGGUGGUGACUGCCAAUACGUCCUGGCUCAAGAUUAUUGUGAGGAUCCCAAUAACGGUACUUUCCGCAUCAUCACUGAAAACAUCCCAUGUGGUAGUACAGGAACCACUUGUUCCAAAUCCAUUCGGUUUUCUCUCGGAAAUAAUGUACUAAUACUUGCUGAAGAAAAAUUUGAAGUGCAGUAUACAGGUCCUGGAACCUAUGUGCCAUACAAAGUGCACCAGAUGGGCAUCUUUUUGGUAAUAGAGACUCUGAAUGGAAUAGUUCUGGUGUGGGAUAAAAAAACAACUAUUUAUAUAAAGCUUCAGAAAGAUUUUCAGCGCAAAAUUUGUGGAUUAUGCGGCAACUAUGAUGGAAGCUCUGUAAAUGACUUCACCACUAGAAGCCUAUCGGUCGUUUCAAAUGUACUAGAGUUUGCAGACAGCUGGAAACAAUCGUCAAGUUGUCCAACUCCUGUAGCAAUCGCGGAUUCUUGCACAGCCAACAUAUACAGGAAGCCAUGGGCAGAGAAAAAGUGCAGCGUCAUCAUUGGUACCACCUUUGCGGCUUGCCAUGCUGUCGUGAACCCAAAUCCAUAUUAUACCACAUGCGUCAAUGAUGCUUGUGCUUGUGAUACUGGUGGGGAUUGUGAGUGUCUCUGUACUGCAAUUGCUGCAUACGCUCAAGCCUGCACUGAGGCUGGAACAUGCGUCAGCUGGAGAACCCCAGAUUUCUGUCCAUUGUUUUGUGACUACUACAACCUCGAAGGACAGUGUGAAUGGCACUAUGAAGCAUGUGGAGCACCAUGUAUGAAGACUUGCAGGAACCCCACUGGAUUGUGCUAUUACAAGCUAAUGGGCUUAGAAGGUUGUUACCCAGUAUGCCCACCUGACAGACCAUACUUUGACGAGGAAAGAAUGACAUGCGUCAGAUCUUGCUGUUUUGAUAAAAUAGGAAAAAACUACCUAUUUGGUCAAGUGAUGCCCAGAGAGGCCGCAGAUUCUAAUUGUACCAUCUGCGUUUGCACCAGAGGAGGAAGGCAAUGCUUUACUGAUACAGGUUGCUGUAAAUAUGAUACAACAUUGUAUACAACAUCACAACCAGUAUACUGUACUAGUGAUGGACUGGGUGGUAGUGUUCAUGCCAUAUGUGAGAAUGGAACAAUCACAAGAUUCGCUACAGAUUCACCUUGCACAGAAACAACAUCAUCAACUACCACAACCCAUACGACAACCACGACCCAUCCAACAACCACAACUUCAAUGACAACAACUACAACCCAUCCAACAACUACAACUACAACCGAGUCAACAACCACAACAACUUCAAUGACAACAACUACAACCACAAGUCCAACAACAAGCACAACCUAUCCAACAACCACAACAACAAGUCCAACAACAACAACAACCACAACCCAUCCAACGACCACAAGCCACCCAACAACUACGACAACAGCAACAUCCACUACAAUAACCACAACAAGUGUUACUACAAUCACAUCUACUAAAACACGAGGUUGUACUACACCCUCUUCUCGUCUCAUCACUUCCCCUGGUGCUGGUCUUGGUACUUCACCUGGUGCUGGUCACACCAAUUCACCCGGUGUUGGUCUCACCAAUUCACCUGGUGUUGGUCUCACCAAUUCACCCGGUGUUGGUCUCACCAAUUCACCCGGUGUUGGUCUCAACAAUUCACCCGGUGUUGGUCUCACCAAUUCACCCGGUCUUGGUCUCACCAAUCCACCCGGUGUUGGUCUCACCGAUUCACCUGGUGUUGGUCUUGCCACUUCACCUGAAGCUCCUUCCUACACAUAUCCAGACACAUCUCCUUGGUGUACAUUGACCCCAUGGAUUGAUGUAAGCUAUCCAAAAUUUGGAGGAACCGGAGAUGAUGAAUCUUUUGAUAAUAUCAGAAAAAAUGGAAUUUCCAUUUGUAAUGAGACUAUGACUAUUAUGAGUGUUGAUUGCAGAGCAAAAGAUUUUCCAGAUGCUUCACUGGAUGACUUAAAACAAACCAUAACAUGCAACAAAGAUGUAGGUUUGAUUUGCUUAAACAGUGACAAUUUCCCAAUAUGCUUUAACUAUGAGAUCCAAAUUCAAUGCUGCAGCAGUACUAAAGCUAUAGAAAUAACAACAGAAAUACCUACAGAGACAUCAGAGAUACCUAUAAAAACAACAUUAACUCCUAUUGAAACAACAGAAAAAUUUUUGGAAACAACAGAAUCAUUUUUGGAAACAACAGAAACAUUUUUGGAAACAACAGAAACAUCUGUUGAAACAACUACAUGUUCAAUGACUACAACAGCAACAACUACAACCAGUCCAACAACAACCUCAACCACCACCCAUCCAACAACUACAACAAGUACACAAACAACAACAACCACAACUCAGCCAACAACAACAAGUCCAACAACAACAAGCCAUUCAACAACCACAACGACAAGUCCAACAACCACAACCACAAGUCCAACAACCACAACCACAAGGCAUUCUACAACCACAAGUCCAACAACAACAACCACAACCCAUUCAACAACUACAACCACAAGCCAUCCGACAACUACAACAACAACACCCACUACAAUGACCACAACAAGCGUAACUACAAUCACAUCUACUAGAACACGAGUGUCUUCAAGGAGCUACUGUAUCUAA